CCGCACCGCGCUAGCUAGCUGCAAUCGAAAUAGACUGAGGAUCGUGACACGCAGAAAGGGGGAAGUUUUACUCGUUUGAGAAAAUCCCAAAUCAAGAUCGGUGUAAAAAUGUGUUCGUGAAGAAUGGUGUUAUUAAACAGAGCGUAAGAGAGUAGAAAGCUACGUAAAACAAUAAUCCAGUAUGGCAGAAGUAGCAGAGAGAAGACGGGCAGUAAUCACCACUCUGUUCAAGGAGUAUGAUCGUGAUGGCGCAGGGGAGCUGACUCCUAUACAGCUACAGUGCAUGCAUGCGAACUUACGACAGGGAGGAGUCAGUCUUGCACAGGUGCAAGCUGCAAUGUCCUACUGCUGUUUGACCGAUGAUGCGUGUGAGCCCAGCGAGCUCUUUGCUACCCUACAGGAAUUAGAUCGCCGCUACUUCCUUCUGCAAGACUUUCGCUGGGAAUUUGCCCUCUUGGACAGGCUCCAGCAGGAUUUAAUCACAGAAGAUCAAGCAAGGUUUAUGUUUGAAGCGGUACAUGGCCAGCUGUUCUCCAAGCAUCACUGGGAGAAGUUCUUGAAGAGUCGAUCAGUUCCUGGUACCGGUGUCAGCUUUGCAGAGAUUGAAGUUGAUCUGUGUAACAUCCCUAGCCGAGAGGACAUGGCGUAUGAGGAGAUGGAAGAACAAAGACAGAAAGGAGAGAGAGCGAGGCAGAUAGAAGAGAAGAAACAAGCAGAGGAGCAAGCUCGGCUGAAGAGACUGGCCAAGAUGGAGGCCCAGCGUCUCAACAAGGAGGAUGAUGUAAAGAAAAAGAAAGCUGUCGAGAAGAAGAAAGAAGAGGAGAUGAUGCAAGAGAGGGAAGAAGAGCAGCGAAGAAAACUAGAGGAGGCCCGUGGGAAGAAGGAGGCCGAGGAAAGAGACAGGGAAGACGAAGACAAACGAAGGAGGAUGAAGCUGGACGAAGAGAAGGAACGUGAGCGACAGAGGGAGCUGGAGAUCAUCGAGGUCCAGCAGGCCUUGGAGGCUCAGAAGGAAGUGGAGAGAAAGGCCCGGGAGUUGCAGGAGCAAGAGAAGAAAGAACAAGAGAAGGCCAAGAAUGCUGAGGAAGAGGCAGAGCUUGCAGCAGCGAAAGAGAAAGAGGCUGAGGAGGAGGCCAGAAAGGCCAAGGAGGCCAUCAAGAAUGCAUCGGAUGCGGCUGCCAAGAAAGCUGCUGAAGAGGCCGAGAGAGCAGCCAGGGAGAAACUCAAACGUGAGCGUAACGAGCGUAUCCGUAAGGACCUGAAGGUAGCUAUCAAGCAGAAGGAUCGCAAAUUGCUCGACAAGUCCGUAGCAGAAUUCAAGAAAGCCAAGCUAGCCGACACGGACGGAGAUCUGCACAAGGCAGAGAGGAUACUCACACAGUUCAAAGCUAAAGAUGACCUAGUGAGAGCCAUGGAGCACCGUAACCUGGAAGAGUUAGAGCAAGCCAUCAACUUCGUCAAGAAGAACUCUCUGGAGGCUCACAUGCCCCAGGAGAUGGUCCGCGCCAACAAGAUGCUGCUCGGCCUCAAACGGCUCAAACGUCUCAAGGACGAAAUCCUGAACCUCAAACAGAGCACGGUGGCCGAGAUCCGCAGCUACAACAAGCCCCCGCGGGCCGUCCACAUGGUCAUGAUUGGCACUUAUUUGUUGCUAGGCAACAAGGAAAGUACCCUGAAGGAUUGGAAAGGCAUGCAAGCAUUGGUCGGUAAGACGGGCAAGGAAGGAUUGAAGCGUCGUGUCCUCCAGUGCGAUCCCACCAAGGUGCCCGUUGCUACAGCGGAGCGGGCCAAGCAUCUGUUGAAAGAGUUUGAUCUAGAGCAAGUCCGAGAUGUCAGUGCUGGUGCAGCGGUCUUCUAUGCUUGGACCUCAGCCACCAUAGAAGAAGUUGAAGACAUCGUCAGGCAGAAGGAAGAAGGCCUGGAGCCAACGACUCACCACGGCGGACCUAAGACACUCAAGCAUGAACUGCAAUCAGGAACCCUUACCAUUACCAUAUAAACAUAUAGGGAUUGCCCUCUAGGGAGUCAGGUUGACACAGUGUUGCCUUCCAAUUCUGUGACUUUGGUUUGAAUCCCGCCUUAGUCGCGACUUUUAUUUUUCCAAAAACAAAAAAUAAGUUUAGCAGCUUUUUAUGCCCUGCCGGCGAAGCCGAAGGGGCAUACUGUUUCUGCCUUGUCCAUCCGUACAUGUGUGCGGGUGUGUACGUGUUCUACAUAACCCCUGAGGACCGACACACAAAGGGAGAACAACAGAUCCUUUCAGUCCUCGGGCGUUGGGUCUUUUGUUGGAAAUGGUCCUCUGUAGUAAGUUUGUGUGCUUAGUCUAUGGGUGAGUGUUAAUUACAGGGACAAAGGGAAACACAAAGCAUUGUCCUCGAGAGUAUAGUAAAACAAGAGUGUGUGCAUGCAUUUGUUUGAGGUGUAAAUCGAUGACACACACGUGCAACACAGGAACCAAGUCAAGGACAACCUCGAUUAGAAGACGUGUACAAAACCAAUGAGAGCUGUUGCAAAAAAGUUGCAAAACUAGGAAAAGGGAAGAGGAACAAUAGGAAAUCCUUGAUUUACACCACAAACAAACCUGCAUUGCAUUGGAGAAAACUGGCU
Patiria miniata (bat star) is the source of this 2607-nucleotide messenger RNA. RefSeq names its product trichohyalin-like. The coding region runs from base 182 to 1999 and encodes 605 amino acids. The record is from RefSeq and is a predicted model, not a curated record. Lineage: Eukaryota; Metazoa; Echinodermata; Asteroidea; Valvatida; Asterinidae. The transcript is spliced from 11 exons.